GUCAAGGCGCAGUGCCUCUCUCGCUCUCUCGCUCACCUCCUCCUCCUCUUCAUUGCCGCGCCAAUUCUCUGCUUGUUUGCAGAGCCAGAUUCUUUGCGAGAGCUUUCAAGGCAGUUGGUUGUGUGAACCAGCUCGCGAGAUUUUAUUUUAUUUUAUUUUAUUUUAUUUUUUUCUCACCACUGGUGUGGUAUUAUUGUGUGGCGUGAAAUGGAGGGGAAGGUUUCCUGUUGUUGAUGGAAAUUUGGGGUAAGAGGUGGUGGUUAGUUUGCUAGGGUUUGGUGAUCGCGUUAUGGUUGAGCGAGGAGCGUCACGAGCGAGUUCUUAAGGAAGGGCCUAGAAUUGGUGCAGGUGGAUUUUUAUUCGCGGAUGUUGGCUGUAUUAAUUUAAAAGUGAGGUGGCGAUGGUUCCAGUAAAUUGGCGGGAGCGGAUGGUUUCAGGUUUUGGAGAACUUUAGGUGUAGGUGAAGUGCGUGAUUCUAUUGGAGUGCAAUGAUAAGGAGGUGUGGAGGGGAAAAUGCGAAGGGAUUACGAUUGCUCAGUGUUGUUGCUGCACUCUGGAUUGUCACGAAAGACGUAGGAGGCUUGUUUUUGUCAGGAUCAAGCAGGAAUUUGGUUCUGAAAGAGAGAAGGCGUGGGUCUCUAGUGCUUUCAGAACUGUUGUACAUUUAUGCGUAGGUCGAGGGCGAGCAUAACACCUUCAUCAUGGGUGAUGCUCUAAAAUCGACAGUUAUGGAAGUGUCGGACACUUCUGCGACAGCAGCUUCAGAUCUUCAUGAGUCUCCGCCAGCUCCUACUGCAGCUCCGGGGAGUGUGGCAGCUGGAAGCCAGCCACCCGCAGCUCUUGAAGCUUUUUCUCAACAAGUGAAAAGCCAACCGUUGGCCUUUACACCAGCGUCUCCGGUGAUGCCAAGGCCUGUUUUACGGUCGAUGGACGUUGAUCCAUCCCACGUGAUUAUGGCAGUUUCAACACCGUCUCAAACUUCUCAAGUGGGAGAUCAUCCUACAAGAAAAGCUGUACCGAGGCAACUUGAUUUUACAACCAUGUAUGGAGGCCCUGUUGGGCUAGCAGACAACUCUGUCCGCACACCUCAACCUUCUUUGAAGCACGAGUCUCCAAGACAGCGAUCAAGGUCCUUCGAUGCAAAGGAUGGCACGCCAAAGAAGUGCAAGCAAUGUAACUGCAAAAACUCUCGCUGCUUGAAACUGUAUUGUGAAUGUUUUGCCUCAGGUACAUAUUGUGAGGGUUGCAAUUGUGUAAACUGUUGCAACAAUGUUGAGAAUGAAAUCGUUCGUCAGGAAGCAGUGGAAGCCACCUUAGAGCGAAAUCCCAAUGCAUUUCGGCCUAAGAUAUUUAGCAGUCCUGGUAUACGAGACUCGGGGGAGGAUGUUGGAGAGCAUCCUCUGGCGGGCAAGCACAACAAAGGAUGCCACUGUAAAAAGUCGGGGUGCCUCAAGAAGUAUUGCGAAUGCUUCCAAGCCAAUAUUCUAUGUUCCGAGAAUUGUAAAUGUGUUGACUGCAAAAACUUCGACGGUAGUGAAGAGAGACGAGCGCUGUUUCAAGCAGACCACAACAUGAGUGUGAAUUUUAUGCAACCGUUGGGAGGCAGUGGAGUUUUAUCAAAUUCACCCGCAUAUUUGUCUCCUUCACCUCUUCUGAAGAAACGACGAACUCACGAGCUUGUAUUUUCUGGACCUGGCUUGAAGGAGCAGGUUUCAGUGAAAAGGACACCUUCUUUGCCUUUGCAGUUAACAUCUGGGGGUGGAACCGCUCCCUCUUUGAGCCUUGCACUGAGUUCCACGAUUGCCUCCACACCUUCAAGUCAAGGAGUCUCACCGGCUGUGCCACCAGCCAAGCCAAUGCACAAAUCAUUACUGGCAGGUGUUGUGCAAAUUGAGGCCAUCCAUGAAUUAUGCAAGCUUCUUGUUGUCGUUUCUUCUGAAACUCAAAAAGAAAUUUUAGCAGCCAAACAUUCGUUAUCACAUACAACGAAGAUAAUAAAUAGUGAAACCGACGCUUCACUGGAACCUGCACCAACGGCUUGGACAGUGGAUGAAAGGAACCAUGGGCAAAAGGCGGAGAAAUUGUUCAGUGACCGGGCAGUAACAACCACAGGUCCUGAUGACGAAGAUGCUGAUAAGCCACAAAGACCUAUGUCUCCGGGAACCCUAGCGUUGAUGUGUGACGAGAAGGAGCCGUUGUUCACCGCCCCACCUUCUCCAAUAGGAGGCUUAGCAUCAGAAGAACUAAGCACUUCGGGUUCCCCACAAAUAGCCCUUCUGCAUGCAGAACAAGAGCGAGCAAUUUUAUUGGAAUUCCGAGAUUGUUUACGAAGAAUAACUUCAGUGGGAAACCGACGAGCCAGUCGAUAUUCUAACGAGAUCACGCACUCGGAAAUGUACGUCUUGGCAUCAGGUCAGCUCAACCAACAAGAGGGUGGAGCUCUUCGGUCCACUAGACCCAUAGUAUCCCCUGGCGAGCAUGGUUCACCGAGUGCUGUAGGCACUAGUUCCUCAUGUACCAUUGCCUUUAAACCAUCUAAUUUAGGUCUGCGUUUGCGUUCACCUGAAGGACCACCCACAAGAGUAUCCCAAUGAUUCUUGCGAAGAUGAGGGACAGAUUUUCGCCUUCAAAUUUACUCACAUUGGUAACUCAUUUUAGAAAAUCGUUACUGUGUAUAAAAGAAACUGAUUUACAUAAAAGCAUGUAAGAUACAUCAUACCCCACCCCCCCCC
Physcomitrium patens is the source of this 2732-nucleotide messenger RNA. RefSeq names its product protein tesmin/TSO1-like CXC 5. Gene Ontology annotation, biological process: regulation of DNA-templated transcription. Gene Ontology annotation, cellular component: nucleus. The record is from RefSeq and is a predicted model, not a curated record. Lineage: Eukaryota; Viridiplantae; Streptophyta; Bryopsida; Funariales; Funariaceae.